Molecule: messenger RNA, 282 nt
Organism: Opisthorchis viverrini
Lineage: Eukaryota; Metazoa; Platyhelminthes; Trematoda; Opisthorchiida; Opisthorchiidae
Exons: 2
Source: RefSeq, a predicted model, not a curated record
GUUCCACGGACGUUUCUGUGAUGAGAGUGACGCUUUCUCCAUGCAGUAAGGAACCUUGCGUUAUUGUUAGGGGGAAAACAAUCCGUGUCGAAAUUGAGUUCGUGGCAGACAGAGACAUCGCUACCGAACUCCCCGAAAUCCGGGGUUCAUCUGGGCACGGGCCGCAGGUGCUACAAUUCCCGGAAGGCGGCAUUUGUGCUCACCUGAGUCCAUCUUGCCCCAUUAAAGCUAGAAAAUUCUACGCUCUACUUUACAGGCCCAGAGUGAACUUGCAGAGCAGGC